AUGCCCUCUGCCAUGGAUCAGAAAGCGAACAUCGAGUUGGUGGAGGAUUUGGAGACGCACGGCGAUGGCAAGGGUGACGACGUCCUUGUCGAUGCUGCUGGUGAGAUUCAGCGGCUGCCCGUUCCCAGCGCCGACCCAAAUGAUCCUCUCAACUUUACGGUGUGGGAGAAGACCGGUGUGAUCGUCAGCUGCUGCUGGUUCUCCAUCAUGUCUCUCUCGGUGGUCGGAGGCUUGGGUGCGAUCUUGGGUGUCUUCUUUCAACUCUAUGGUGCUCAGGGCAUCAGCUCUACCCAUAUUGUCUGGCUGGGGACGUUUCCCUCGUUGUUUGUUGGUAUUGGAAACUAUCUCAUUCUUCCCUUGGGUCUGGUCUAUGGUCGUCGGCCGACUGCGAUUGGAUCCAUUAUUGUUCUAUUCGUUGCUACUAUCGGAUGUGCGGUUUCGCAAACCUGGUUGCAGCAUCUGUGUUUGCGAUGUCUCCAGGGUCUCGCCACUGGCGCUACUGAGUCGCUUCUCCCCCUCAUGCUUUCAGAGGUGACGUUCGUUCACCAGCGAGGUCUCGUCUUUGGAGUGUACUGGGCGACUCAGAACGUUGUCACUAGUGCCCUCAACAUGGCAUCCUCUUACGAAGCCGCUGCUCUCGGAUGGCGAUGGUUUUACUGGGUCUACGUGAUCGCAGUUGGUGCUGGUCUCAUACUCGUCAUUCUCGGCUGCUUCGAGACUCGGUAUCAGCGCCGCGCUCAAAUGGUCAAUGGUCAGAUUGUUGUGACUGACCAGUUUGGUGUGACACAAGUCCUGGUCGGCGAUCAAGCCCGCGAAUACAUGGCUGGGCUCCAAAUCGAGGAUCGGGAAAUCCCCGACGAGGUGCGACCCAAGAAAACAUAUAUCCAGAUGCUUAAACCUUGGGAGAAGCCUGCCAAAAACCCCCUCCGCAUCGUCCUCAACGCUUGGCUUCACAUGUUCGAGGCCUUCAUUUCCCCAGGGAUCCUAUACGCAACCUUGUUGUCGUCUGUGGUUCUGGGCUGCAGUGUGGGCAUGUCAUUGACUUAUGAUACUGUCCUGCAGCAGGUCUACGGCUGGCCUGCCAAGAGCGUGGGACUGAUCAAUUUGGGGGGUAUCUUUGGUGGCUUUGGAGGCAUGCUGUACGCCGGUGUCUUCGGGGACUGGUUUAUUGUGCGCCUGGCCAAGCGAGCCAAUGGUGUUCACACCCCCGAGCAUCGUCUGAUCCUGCUCAUAUUCCCUGGCUUUCUGACAGUCCUCUCGCUGCUUCUAUACGGAUUCACCGCUAACGGUGGUGCUACCUGGGGCGGACCGUAUAUGGGAUGGCUUCUGUUGCAAAUCGCGUUUGUCUCUGUGCUGAUCCUAUCGACUUCUUUCGCUGCCGAGGCCUGGGAGAAGAACCCUGGUCCUGCCCUUGUGGCAGUCGUUGGCACCAAGAACAUCGUUGCCUUUGGUAUUAGCUACGGUCUAAACCCCCUGGUUUCGAUGUACAGCUACCCGGCUGCGAUGAGUAUCUUUGCUGGUCUCUCUGCAGGCAUCUUCCUCCUGGGAAUUCCGGUUUACUUCUUCAACCCUGCUUGGCGCCGCUGGCAGCGGAGACGUGAAGGCAAGGCUGUUUAA
Messenger RNA from Penicillium diatomitis, 1617 nucleotides. RefSeq lists its product as uncharacterized. The transcript is spliced from 4 exons. The record is from RefSeq and is a predicted model, not a curated record. Gene Ontology annotation, molecular function: transmembrane transporter activity. Bases 1 to 1617 code for a protein of 538 amino acids. Gene Ontology annotation, biological process: transmembrane transport. Lineage: Eukaryota; Fungi; Ascomycota; Eurotiomycetes; Eurotiales; Aspergillaceae.